AUGAAGCAACCUACUGGAUUUGUUGAUGCUCAGUUCCCUCAUUUUGUUUGCAAAUUAACCCGAUCAUUAUAUGGCCUCAAACAGGCACCACGGGCAUGGUUUUCUUGCUUCUCCUCAUACCUUGAAGAACUUGGUUUUGUCUCUUCCAUGGCUGACUCUUCCCUAUUUGUCUACCAUUCUGGAACUGUGCUAAUUUAUUUAUUAAUCUAUGUUGAUGAUAUUCUGAUCACGGGCAAUAAUUCAUCCUCUAUUGCUACACUUAUUACUCAAUUGGGCAAACUAUUCUCUAAGAAAGAUCUGGGCAAUCUUCAUUAUUUUUUGGGUAUUGAAGUUCAACGUUCUACUGCUGGUCUCUCCCUCACUCAAUCUAAAUAUGCUCUGGAUCUCUUACGCCGCACAGAUAUGCUUGAUGCCAAACCCUAUGCCACUCCAGCUGUUAGUGGUAAACGUUUGAGCAUUCAUGAUGGUGAUGUCUUAUCUGAUCCUACUGUUUUUCGAAGUGUUGUCGGCGCCCUUCAAUACCUCACAAUCACACGUCCGGAUAUUGCCUUUGCUGUUAAUCAAGUUUGUCAAUUUUUACAUAAGCCUACUACCACACAUUGGGUUGCAGUAAAACGUAUUCUACGGUACAUCAAGAAAACUCACAAUCAUGGUCUCUUUUAUAGGCCUGGUUCUUUAAAUAUAAAUGCUUUCUCUGAUGCGGAUUAUGCUGGAGAUCCAGAUGACCGAAUCUCUACUGGUGGCUCUUGCAUCUAUUUGGGUCCUAAUCUAAUAUCUUGGUCUUCUAAGAAACAAGGAGGUGUCUCUCGGUCAAGCACAGAAGCUGAAUAUCGUCAACUUGCUUAUACAGCAGCAACCAUUUCAUGGUUUCGCCAUCUCUUCAAAGAUCUCAAAUUGCCUCUCUCUUGUCCAACUUUAUGGUGUGACAAUAUCAGCGCUCUUUCUCUAGCAUCUAAUCCAGUAUUUCACACUCGGACUCGCCAUGUGGAGGUCGAUUAUCACUAUGUCCGUGAAAAGGUGGUUCGUCGUGAGCUUACUGUUCACUAUCUCUGCACAACUAAUAUGAUUGCAGAUCUAUUUACCAAAGGUUUGCCAUCUGCUAGAUUCUCUUCUCUAGUUCUCAAGCUUCCUGUUUGUGCACGCCCCGUCAGCUUGCAGGGAGGUGAUAACUCAAUGGAAAUUGAUAACGGUAAAUCAUCUAUUAAAGAUUGA
Rosa rugosa (rugosa rose) is the source of this 1212-nucleotide messenger RNA. RefSeq lists its product as uncharacterized. The coding region runs from base 1 to 1212 and encodes 403 amino acids. The transcript has a single exon. NCBI's taxonomy places the organism in Eukaryota, Viridiplantae, Streptophyta, Magnoliopsida, Rosales, Rosaceae. The record is from RefSeq and is a predicted model, not a curated record.